UAUGAAUGGAGCGGGCUGCCCGGCCCAGCUGCCGGCGCGAUGAUCGCGGUGUCUAUCCCCGCGGUGGGACCGGGGGCCGAGGCCGAACCGAGCCCGGAGAAGACGCACACGGUGUUUACGGUGGAGGUGCUGUGCAAUGGCCGGAAACAUACCAUUGAGAAGCGCUACAGCGAGUUCCAUGCCCUGCAUAAAAGGAUAAAGAAGAUGUGCAAGGUCCCAGAUUUCCCCCCUAAGCGAGUCCCCAACUGGAUGUCGAAGGUGCAGGAGCAGCGGCGGCAGGGCCUGGAGGUUUACAUUCAGGGCGUCCUGUACUACAACAAGGAGCUGCCUAAGGAACUGCUGGACUUCCUGAAGCUCAGGCACUUUCAGCAGGAUGCCAAGGCCAGCAGUCUGAACCAUGGCUUCCUGCUCUCCCACCGGCCGGUUAUGAUCUUCCACAAAGACCCAUAUGUGCUCCCCUCCUCCACAGAGCUGCUGCCAGACAUAGUUCUGAGUGGUGUGUUGCGAGGCUUCUACAGACCAGCAAGCUGCUGCUGGGAGAAGGCCGCCCUGAAGUGCUUGGCAGGGCCCCACAUGCUUAGCCAGCAGGGCUCCUGAGGGUAUUCGCCACACAGACAUUGCUCAGGCUUCACCAGCACCACUACUGGAGUAGGAGCACUGCUCGGUUGUUCUACCUAGGGAUUGCGCCUGUAUCUCAGUGGCUGUGCCUUCCCUGGCAUGGGGUGAUGGACAAAAGAGGGAGAUGCUGCUGAGUCUGGGGGCUGGUGCCUAAUGCACAUGAAGACUGGGCUGGAAGCACUUCUAAUGAACAGGGCAGCUGUGAGGCCAGACCCUAGCUGCUCCAGUAGUGCCAUCUCUGACCACAGCAUGGGGAAGUGCUGCAAGCUGCACUCUGGCUGGGAUGGCCAGGCUCAAUGCCAGUGCUUAUGGCUACC
Molecule: messenger RNA, 935 nt
Organism: Gopherus flavomarginatus (Mexican gopher tortoise)
Lineage: Eukaryota; Metazoa; Chordata; Testudines; Testudinidae
Gene: SNX22
Product: sorting nexin 22
Exons: 6
Coding region: 40-597 (185 amino acids)
Molecular function (GO): phosphatidylinositol phosphate binding
Source: RefSeq, a predicted model, not a curated record